AUGCCGACAAGUCCAGAGGCUGGACGUGCCUGGCAAAAUUUGCUUCACAAUUUCGAGGUCAAUAUCCCAGAAUAUCAAUUGACACUGUUGAAUCAAACGACUGAGCAUCAAUGGAAGAGACAUCCCCAUGAAGACGGCGUAGCUGCGAAUAUAGGAGUCUUUCAUCAACUUCAUUGCUUGAAUGCGAUGCGUUUACAUAUACAAGCGGAUCUUAAUGACCCAUUCCGUCUGGAAUCCAGAGACACAGUUGACCAAUGCAUUGAAUUGUUAAGGCACAAGUUUAUGUGCGACGCAGACGUCACUCCUUUCUUACUGAAGAAAAUCCCGACAGACAAGAUUAGGGGUGACGGCCCAGAUCUUGGCACAAAACACAAGUGCAGAAACUACGAUAAUUUGGUGGCUUGGUCUAGAGAGAAUGCAUGGGGUUGGUAG
Penicillium samsonianum is the source of this 432-nucleotide messenger RNA. RefSeq lists its product as uncharacterized. The transcript is spliced from 3 exons. Gene Ontology annotation, biological process: mycotoxin biosynthetic process. The record is from RefSeq and is a predicted model, not a curated record. The coding region runs from base 1 to 432 and encodes 143 amino acids. Lineage: Eukaryota; Fungi; Ascomycota; Eurotiomycetes; Eurotiales; Aspergillaceae.